This is a messenger RNA of Nasonia vitripennis (jewel wasp), 2174 nucleotides long. It is a transcript of the gene Shc, whose product is annotated as SHC-transforming protein 1. NCBI's taxonomy places the organism in Eukaryota, Metazoa, Arthropoda, Insecta, Hymenoptera, Pteromalidae. Gene Ontology annotation, cellular component: plasma membrane. Gene Ontology annotation, molecular function: receptor tyrosine kinase binding. The coding region runs from base 295 to 1716 and encodes 473 amino acids. The record is from RefSeq and is a predicted model, not a curated record. Gene Ontology annotation, biological process: intracellular signal transduction; cell surface receptor protein tyrosine kinase signaling pathway. The transcript is spliced from 12 exons.
AGUGUCCGCCAGAGGCGCCAGACCUGCGUUUGUUAGUUUCGGAGCAGCACUAUAGGCCUAUUCGAGGCGCAGCGCACGACGUCGUUUCCGCACAAUGUUUUCAGCAUAUAUCAACGCUGCUGGAUCGGAGUGAGCACCUUCAGUGCGGGCAUCGGAGCGUCUUCUGCGCGACGGAUACGAGAGGAACGGCGUCGUAAUUUCACUGUGUACGCAAAGUGCUUGACAAAAUACUUGCGAGAUGAUAAGCGCACGUAUAAUUGAGAGACGGCAUUCCAAUUAAAUUGCUUGGGAAGCAUGACGCAUGCUUCUCCUACCGAGGAACUUCGCAAUCGCAGGGGGAACAAUUACUCGGAGGCCUGCACAGGUAGUAAUGUAAAUAUCGCAAUGGCAACUGGAGGAGGAAGUUUUAUAAGUAAGCCUGCAAGAGGUUGGCUUCACCCAGACCAUCUUGUCAGUAAAGAAGGAAUCACUUAUGCAGUUCGAUACAUUGGCUGUUUAGAAGUUUAUACAUCGAUGAAAAGCUUAGAUUUUGAGACUAGAUCUUGUGUAGCAAAGGAAUGCAUAAACAGAGUUUGUGAAGCAGCUGGACUGAAAUCUGCUGAUAAAAAAAGAAGGGUUGAUAGAAAAGUUUUAAAAGCCAUCGCAGAUAAACCAUGUAUGGAUCAUGCUGGAUCAAACAUUAAUUUAACAAUCAGUAGUUGUAGCCUUGCAUUAAGUGUUUUGGAAACAGGUCAAGUCAUAGCGAAACAUGAAAUGCCACGCAUAUCAUUUGCAUCUGGCGGUGAUACUGAAAUUUUAGACUUUGUGGCCUAUGUUGCCAAAAAUAUGCAAGACUGGCGAGCUUGUUAUGUAUUAGAGUGCGGAGGAGGCCUAGCACAAGAUGUUAUUUCCACUAUUGGUCAAGCUUUUGAAUUACGUUUCAAAGAAUUUCUCACAAAACCGUCUUCCUUGCAUCCUGCAUUAAACGGUAUGAGAGAAGCAGAUCGAGAUUAUUACAACGAUUUACCUGGUAAGGUCCCGCCUGAUAUUGGACCACCACCAGUACCACCUCUACCAGUUUGUUCAGCAACCUUACCAAAUUUAAAACAUCACCACUCUAGCUCAAAUAGCAGUGGAGCAGCAUGUAGUAGCAUACAAAGUACUCCUCUUCCUGAUCCCGUUGGAAAAAGCGGAAGAUCAACACAACAGUGGCCUGAAACAGGGAAUUUAAUAGAUUUAAGUUCGGACGGCAGUAUAGCUUCCAGUGCUAAUCCUGAGCACAAUUAUGUUAACGAUACUGUGAUCGCAGCGAAUCGAGACAAUCGAAGAGAGCCUGCAACUUUCUUUGAUGCAUUUGAUAUGCAGCCCUUCAGUACAGCCAUAUCGGAAAUGAAUAAGUUGAGUCCCCAGUGCCAGAAGCAACAGUUAAAGCAAGAGAUUUGGUACCAUGGAAGUGUUAGUCGCUCCGAGGCGGAAUCAAUGUUAACAAGAGAUGGAGAUUUUCUAGUUCGCGAAUCUCAAGGUUCUCCGGGGCAAUACGUUCUUACGGGAAUGAAUAAUGGGAUUCCUAAACAUUUGCUGCUUAUCGAUCCUGAAGGAAUUGUAAGAACCAAGGAUCGAGUGUUCGACAGUGUGAGUCACCUCGUGAAUCAUCACUGCGAUAACACGCUUCCAAUCAUUUCAGCCGAUAGUGCUCUGGUUCUUCGAUAUCCCGUGCCAAGGCGCACGACCUAUUAAACAUCAGUUAUCAUCUACAAAUCAUGUUUCAAUGCAUCUUAUACCUAAUUAAUAUUUAAACAAUCGACCUGUUUACGAACCUCUUCUCUAGCAAUCUUAUUUUUGUAAUAUAUAUUCUCUAAUGCGUAUAAUCUUAAGGUUUGUCUGUAUGUAAAAUACUUAAUUGUCGGAUGUGGAAAAUCGAAUUUGAAGAAAGCGAUAUCUUAUAAUACGUUUACAAGAUACAUAUGCAGAUUAUUCUCGUUUAUUCCAUUGAUGCGAGACGAAUUUCUCCGUUUUAUAUUUUUAUAUAGUCAAUCGCAUUUCAUUCCUAUACAAAUAUCUAUAUACAAUGCGACUUGCGAAAAAAUUAUUUUCUACAGUUAUUUAUGGUUCAUAAUUUGAAUUGUUAUUAAAAAUUAAAAAAAGACAUUUUAUCGCAAAGUUUUCGAAAUGGUAAUAAAAUCUUUAUUUUGUAA